This is a messenger RNA of Penicillium verhagenii, 1176 nucleotides long. Its product is annotated as PRCC domain-containing protein. NCBI's taxonomy places the organism in Eukaryota, Fungi, Ascomycota, Eurotiomycetes, Eurotiales, Aspergillaceae. Gene Ontology annotation, cellular component: nucleus. The record is from RefSeq and is a predicted model, not a curated record. The coding region runs from base 1 to 1176 and encodes 391 amino acids. The transcript has a single exon.
AUGGCCCUAGUAGCUUAUUCUGACUCAGAAGGCUCUGAUGCUGAGCCAGAUAUCACCCCCGUCCCCGUGGUAGACAAGUCAAAGAAGUCUGAUGCUGGUGCGGGCUUCCAGGUCGACCGCAGCAACCCGCGCAAGAUCCGCGUCGCCCUCCCGGGGCUCAAGUCCGAACAACAUACGGACCAGGACAUCGAAGAUGGUCGUGCGCCUAAAAAGGCUCGCCUAGGUGGAGGUUUAGGUGGCAUGUCAUCGGGAUUCAACUCGUUCUUGCCUGCCCCGAAGCGCGUUGCUGAGAAGAAGGCUCCUGUCGCCACAACGCGGAAAAUCUUCGGGUUGAAGACUGGUGCCACUCCAGGAUUUGACCGGCAAGCCGAUGCCGAAUUCAAGAACGAGCUUGCCAAUAUCACAGCCGAAGGAGAUGGUACAGGCGAAGACAUACCAGCAGCCGGUAGUCUGGGGCAAACCGUCGGUACCACAGACUCAGUACAAUUUCAAAAGACGGAGAUUGGGGAAGUCAAGUUGCAGGGCAAUCCUAUGAUGUUCAGACCACUGUCUGUCGCAAAUCGGAACAAGAGGAAUACCAACAAGGCCGCAUCAUCCGCCUCUAGAAAGUUACCGACACCAGCCAACGUACAAAUCACAGAAAAUCCUAGCACACCGGCCCCUCCACCACCGAAACCCAAAGUCAGCCUCUUCUCUAUAUCAUCGACGGAUUCUUCCUCUCAAGCCGAUCUACCUUCAACCGCGACAGGGACCUAUGAGCCCUUAGUAUACACCACCCAACCCGAGGCUGGCCCAGCCCUUGCACCAGAAUCCGCACUUGAUGCUCCUUAUUCCAAUCCCACAGCAGCAGCAGGACCACACUCGCUAGAAAAUAUCGCCGAUGAUUUGAACCUGUCCAAGUCAGAACGACGCCAACUUUUCGGUCGCAAUGCCGCUCCUACCGACUCCCAGGUUCGUACAUUCAACACGGACAAGGAAUAUGCCUACAACCGGGCCAUGGCAGCCACCGAGCUGGCUGGCACACAACAUCAACCUGUGCGUACCAUGAAUACAGCGGGCAAGCACAGCUUGCAACAGUUGGUCAAUGCAGCAACUUCUCAGAAAGAAGCAUUGGAGGAGAACUUUGCCACCGGAAAAAGGAACAAGAAGGAGGCUGGGUCAAGGUAUGGGUGGUAG